Molecule: messenger RNA, 1145 nt
Organism: Ilyonectria robusta
Lineage: Eukaryota; Fungi; Ascomycota; Sordariomycetes; Hypocreales; Nectriaceae
Exons: 1
Coding region: 275-979 (234 amino acids)
Source: RefSeq, a predicted model, not a curated record
CUGGGGAGUGCGCUUCCGGCAGGUGCCGGGUUCGUGGUUGGCUUGAUUCACCGAAAGAUCACGGGUUGCCGCUGCUUUGGUCUGUGUUUGCUUUUUCUCCCUUCGCCAUUUGCGUGGCCCGGUUGUUGUCUCAUCCUCUGCUUCCCUUCCGGCGGUGGGCGGCCUGACAAGCCUGACAAGGGGCCAGCGCUCGACUGCAUUCCACAUUCCACACCAUGUAGCAGAGGUCAAUGGCUGAUUCCCAACCGGGAAACCAUGCUUGCGAACGGCUACGAUGCCGGUACGUGCGGUGUGCGUGCUUGAGUGCGUGCGUGAGGUAAGCUUGUUCCCCAGACCCGCCGCGUUCCGGACGAUGUUGCCAAACUACCGACCACAUGCGUAUCAUUUGCUCCAGGAUGCACGAGGGCACCCCGGGGCUGGGAGACAAAAACUGUCCGCAGAUGAUAGGUCGGACCUUGCAGCUUCUGGAGGGCGUGGAGGCGUGGAGGGCCACUGGAGGAUCCCACACGUUUGUUCUGGAAUCGAUGAACCACCGCCAGCGGCGCAGAACACACACGACCUGUUGCGUCUGCGCCCGCGUCUAUUCGUACUUGUCUCUCCCAACACGCCCUCGUAUCGUUCUGGAGCCACGCUGUCUCGCCCUGCCCUGCCCUGUCCCGCCGUGGCAAGGGGUCAAUGGACGGGAUCGCCAAUCGUGCGAAUACAAACACCGCCCUCCCAAACGACAAACCUACAGCAGCCACGGACCAGGCCGAAGCUGACGCUGCAGGGCAUCAACACAUGCAGGCAGCUGAGUUCACGUCAUUGCCAGGCUCUGCGCUGUCCGAUGCGAGGCGACGACGGGAACGGUGCGAAGCAGUGCCUCACUCACCUACCCGAUGGACGCUCUCGUCAGCUCGACGCACGCAAGCACACGCAAACAAUGCGACGAGAGAUGAGGCGAGAUGAGGAGUGUUGCACCGAUCGGGAGCCCACAUGAUGCUGCCUUGGCUUGGGCUUAGAUGCAUUCAAUCGAGUUGUCACCGGUCCUGACCGGUCUGCCUCUGUCAUGUCAGUUGCCACGGACAGAGCCCCAUUCCGAUGCCCACUCCCCGUUUCCACGUCGUUUACGGAGUAGCUCCGUCAUAUUUCACCGUGGGCGCGAC